AUGGACACCAUAACUCUUUCCCUGUCCAACACCACCGACGGUUUGCCAAUGCAAACCCCGAGCGUCCAAUGGCGAAGUGAAGAUUCCCAACACCCAGGCCCGUCACUAUGGACCGUGAAUGAGAUCGAUCUCAGCGCCGGUGCAAGCUCGACAACGGCCGACACGUCAAGCCCGACUCCUCCAUCACCGUCGUUUACCUCGUCUCUGCUGGCGACAUCUCUGUCUAUGACCACCAUCAUCACAUCGCCUUCGUCAUUCCCGUCGCCUAGCUCCACUGUAUCUUACCUUUCUUCAGCGACGUCGGCGUCCUCCACUGUGAACAACCUCAACCCACCACCGUCCUCUGCCUACACCACGGGGAUAUACAUUGCGCUUGGAAUAUUCGUAUUCUUCGGCAUCCUGUGUGCUUUGGUCACCACUCCUGUCUCUGCAAAUGCGAUCAAAGGGGUAUUCAGAUGUUGUCGAAGAGCUGGAGAAGAAUGA
This is a messenger RNA of Fonsecaea multimorphosa CBS 102226, 483 nucleotides long. RefSeq lists its product as uncharacterized. The transcript has a single exon. The record is from RefSeq and is a predicted model, not a curated record. NCBI's taxonomy places the organism in Eukaryota, Fungi, Ascomycota, Eurotiomycetes, Chaetothyriales, Herpotrichiellaceae. Bases 1 to 483 code for a protein of 160 amino acids.